This is a messenger RNA of Osmia bicornis bicornis, 4964 nucleotides long. RefSeq names its product diacylglycerol kinase 1 (gene Dgk). NCBI's taxonomy places the organism in Eukaryota, Metazoa, Arthropoda, Insecta, Hymenoptera, Megachilidae. Gene Ontology annotation, biological process: intracellular signal transduction; diacylglycerol metabolic process; lipid phosphorylation. The transcript is spliced from 18 exons. The record is from RefSeq and is a predicted model, not a curated record. The coding region runs from base 308 to 2959 and encodes 883 amino acids. Gene Ontology annotation, cellular component: plasma membrane. Gene Ontology annotation, molecular function: calcium ion binding; ATP-dependent diacylglycerol kinase activity.
UCACGCGUGUGCGGAUCGGUAAUUGUGGUCGUCUGUCGAGUUCGAAUAUCGUGUGCUCCGAUUACUUUAUAUCAGUUUUCAGAACGAUUGUCAACGAUUGGUGUGACGAGAACUUGACAUUUACUUUGUCGUGUGAAACUGCAACUGCACUUUGCAUCCCAACGGAAGCGACACUGGUCCAGGACGAUGCCGGAAACGUAAGGGACGCGCCGAAGCGUCAACGACGGGAUGAUGCAGAAAUGGUGACGACUUUCAACGUUCAGCAACUGGGCGUUCGUCCUGCGGGAGAUAGAGACCAGAAGUAAGGAUGGCCUUUCACUGGGAUAAGCUCUCACCGGCGGAAUUUCAACAGCUCCAGGACUUGGCAGCUUAUUCCACGCGAAAGCUACAGGAUGUUCUCACUGAAUUCUGCGGAUCAAACACAACGCCCAGUGGUGCGCCGAAAUACCAUCCGGACGGGGAUAUCGAUUAUGAAGGAUUUCGAAAAUUUCUGGACACCUAUCUCGAGGUUGCAGCUCCUGACGAACUCUCGCGACACCUUUUUCUCUCGUUCAUCAAAAGGGUGCCACGUGGAGUCGAUGGAAAGGCUUUUAAGGAGAUGGCUGUGUUAUCGUCGACCACCGCCUGUGCCGCGAUUACAUCUCAUACAACAUCCAGCAGCAACGUGAACAGCACUGGUCUACCCGGAGGAACAUCAUCAGAAAGCCACGGUGGUUCUUCCUUAGCUGAUAAGAUUCAUGGUCUCACAGAGAAGCUCCAAGCUUUGGGACACCAUAGAACGGAAAGCGAAGCAUCCAGCAAACCUCGUACAGGAAGCGUUCAUCCCAUACUGACGAUACAGCACACAUCGUACAGCUGCCACGACGUGCUGGAGAAGAAGAGCACGGACAGCAGCCCCAGCCACAGCCAAAUGUCACGGAAUUCGUCCAGGAAGUCGAACAAUUCGCUGCUCGUCAACAACGGGAAAUUGGAAGAAAUGAGACAUUUGGUUAGAAAGCAGAGCACGAUAGACGUUCAUUCGGUUAAAGUCAGCCUCAAAGAUAUCGUGUGCUAUCUUUCCCUGCUGGAGGCUGGUAGGCCGGAAGACAAACUUGAAUUCAUGUUCCGGUUGUACGAUACGGAUGGGAACGGUGUUCUUGAUACCAACGAGAUGGACUGCAUCGUCAAUCAGAUGAUGAAUGUCGCUGAAUAUCUCGGAUGGGACGUCUCGGAAUUGAAACCGAUACUGCAAGACAUGAUGAUAGAAAUAGACUACGACGCGGAUGGCACGGUAUCUUUGGAGGAGUGGAAAAGGGGUGGUCUGACGACGAUACCGUUGCUGGUACUUUUGGGUCUGGAUUCUCACGUAAAGGAGGACGGGAACCAUCUCUGGAGGCUGAAACACUUUAGCAAACCCGCCUACUGCAAUCUCUGUUUGAAUAUGUUAGUCGGUCUCGGCAAGAAAGGUCUUUGUUGUGUUUUUUGUAAGUAUACGGUCCACGAAAGGUGCGUUCAAAGGGCGCCAGCCUCUUGUAUAGCCACCUACGUGAAGAGCAAGAAAACGUCACAGACGAUGGUGCAUCAUUGGGUCGAAGGCAAUUGCCAUGGCAAAUGUUCUAAAUGUAGAAAGACUAUCAAGAGUUACAACGGUAUCACUGGUUUGCAUUGCAGAUGGUGUCAAUUGACUUUGCACAACAGAUGCGUGUCACAAGUGAGAGCAGAGUGCACGCUCGGUGAACACGCGGUCCAUAUCCUUCCACCAACAGCAAUUUGUCCAGUCGUCCUGGACAGGCAAAGAUCAUUAUCCAGGGAUAGUAAAAGAGGGAGCAAACAUGGGCAAGAAUCGUCCACCGUCAGCUCUAGCGGAUUUUUAACAUCUGUUAGCGCUACCAGCCAACAACCGGCGAUGUCCUUUCAAAUCACACCACCACCUGAGACGGUACCACUCCUAGUGUUCAUCAAUCCAAAAUCCGGAGGAAGGCAAGGGGAACGCAUGUUAAGGAAGUUUCAAUACAUCUUGAACCCACGUCAGGUUCAUAAUUUAGCCGUGGGUGGACCCAUGCAGGGUCUGCAGAUGUUCAAGGACGUGGAGAACUUCAAGGUGAUCUGUUGCGGUGGCGAUGGUACCGUCGGCUGGGUUCUGGAAACAAUGGAUCGCGUUCAGUUCGAACAUCAACCUGCUGUCGGUGUCAUACCACUGGGUACUGGCAACGAUCUAGCGAGGUGUUUGCGAUGGGGCGGUGGUUACGAGGGUGAAGCUAUCCACAAAGUUCUAAAAAAAAUAGAGAAAGCAACAACGGUGAUGAUGGAUCGCUGGCAGAUAGAAGUGCUGGAUCAGAAGGACGAGAAGAAACCGAACCAAGACAGUAUACCGUACAAUAUUAUAAAUAAUUACUUCUCUGUGGGUGUGGACGCAGCGAUUUGCGUGAAAUUCCAUAUGGAAAGGGAGAAGAAUCCUGAGAAAUUUAAUAGCAGGAUGAAGAACAAACUUUGGUACUUCGAGUACGCGACCACGGAACAAUUUGCUGCCAGCUGUAAAAAUCUUCACGAAGAUCUCGAAAUCAUUUGCGACGGUACUCCAUUAGACUUAGCUCACGGCCCGUCUCUUCAAGGAGUCGCGUUACUGAACAUUCCUUUCACUCACGGAGGCUCGAAUCUCUGGGGUGAACAUCACACGAGGCAUCGCCUUGGCAAACGAAAGAAACGACCGGACAAAGAGCUCAGCACCAGUAGUUUUAACUCUGUCGAUCUCACGGCUGCGAUACAAGAUAUCGGGGACAAUCUCAUAGAGGUAAUUGGUUUAGAGAACUGUUUGCACAUGGGUCAAGUGAAAACAGGACUUCGUCAUUCUGGUAGAAGACUGGCUCAAUGCAGCAGCGUCACAAUCACCACCGGCAAACGUUUUCCAAUGCAAAUCGAUGGUGAACCAUGGAUGCAAGGACCGUGCACUUUCUCUGUUUCAGAUUCAUAUAACGCAUAAAAAUCAAGUACCAAUGUUGAUGGCACCUCCGCCAGAAAAGGGUCGUGGCUUCUUCCGUUUCUUAAAGAGGUGAACUCGAAUACACUUUAAAAUCGGAACCGAGGGAAAUAAGUAACCUUGGUUUCUCCUAUCCAAACAUAGUCCCGUAUGUUUUACCUUCUCUUGAUUAAAGACGGAAACGGAAGCGUAUCAUCAGUUCGGUCGUACUUGAGCUUGGGUAGCUUGGGUGCUCGUUCGAUCGCGAUGGGCGAGCUUCAACGUAACUUAGGUAUUCUUGUGUACAGUAUUUUUUGAGAAUAAUAAUAAUAAUAAUAAUAAUAAUAAUAAUAAUAAUAAAAAAAAGCAUCGUUCGUCUUAGAGUUAGGAUCAGCGGUAGGCUCGUCGGUCUUCGUGCUUUCGCGUAGCUCGAUGCGGGGAUUAAAAUUAAUGGAUCGUUUUGUAUAAUGCUGAAAUAGCGCCCGUGACGAAGUUUCUUUGUCGUUUCUCGAAAUCCGUGGCUUGAGUCUACCGCUUUAAAUACGCAAGUACAAGCCUGUAUCGAAGUCGAGCGUAUAAUUACACCGACACGACGGAUUGUACGGUAUCAUGCAAAAGAGAAUAAUUUCUUAGGUAAUUUUAUCUUCUAUUUAAAUGUAAUAAUAACUUCUCUAUUUAUUUUUCUUUUCUUCGCACAACACUUGUAGCGAUAUCGCAAGAGUUUCGUUUCCUCGAUAAGAACGGCAGGAUAACUCGAGGAUAAACGGAUCAUUAUGAUGAAAACUUUAAUUUUUAUAUUGAUUAAGGAUUAAACGCGUAUCUCUGUUGUAUGUUACUUUAUUAUUAUGUCUUUGAUAUAUCCGUUGAUCUGUGUAUCCUUGACUAGUCUUGCAAAUCAUUUACUUUUGUAAAAAGAAACGAACGGCGCACGAAACAAUUCAGAUCGAUCCUCUUUUUUGCACGACUCCGUCCAACAUCAAAGAUCUUCUACUUUCCUCUCUUAACGUUAGGAUUUUUGUACGAAAGCUUAGUCGUAACCGCUUAGAUGUAAAUCACGUACGAUUGGUUUAUUUAUUUAUUUAUUUAUUUAUUUAUUUAUUUAUUUAUUUAUUUAUUUAUUCGGUGGCUCUACUAAGCCAGAGCAAUAUACGUUGUGAGCAUAUCAGUAGUGAUACAGCGUUGCUAUAAAAAUAGUACGCUGCAAGGUUUAGUUGUUGAUUUGUCUUUCGUAUGAAUCGCAAAAUCAGAAGUGACGAAAAUUAUGCGUACGCUUUACAUUCGAUUCCAGAUUUAUUAAAUUUCUGUUCUUUUAUUUAUUGUUCCCUUUUACACGUUGGCCAUUCGUAACAUCACUACAAUUAACAAAUUCACGCUUUUGCGAUCGUGAAUUAUUAAUAGAAGGCAGAUCUCGUAUGUCAUGUAUUGUAUUGAUAGAGAAGUAGAAAUGAACUCGUAGUAGAUAUUGUAAAGUUUAAUGGAAAUCAAUUCAGCCAACGUGUCAAGCACGAUCAGUAUUGCGGUACCGAAUUUACAGAAUUUUUCGUAGAAUUCUUCUCUCACUGCAUUCAGCACGCAUUUCACAGUUAGCUGCUAUAAACGCUUACUACAAUUUUCCAUAUUUUUCUUUCAUCCGUUCUUUGUUACAGAAAACGAAAACAAUAGAAUGAGCAUUUUUCAAAUUUUCCGUCCGACGUUAGAAUUAAACGAUCAUAGAAUGCAAUUACGUAUUAUGUAUAAGUUGAUUCGUUUUCCUUUCAAAUAGCGUUUAUUUCACACUUAUCCGAAAUGUCAAUUCGAUGGAGCUCGUAACGAAUGGUAAAUGUAUCUUGAUAAAUCUUUGUAGCAAUAUCGAGCAGCACGCUUCUGAAAAGAUGAUUCUUUUAUCAUCCCGUCGCAGAUGUGUCUGUUUCACCCCCAUGCUUUUGUAUGAACAAUGUGUAACAAAGAAGUACGAUUCUGAGCAACAUCCCGCAGGGACCAUCACACAGUUGAAAAUCCAUGUAACAAUAUAAAAUGAUCAUAAAUCUUA